This is a messenger RNA of Caenorhabditis briggsae, 1089 nucleotides long. Bases 1 to 1089 code for a protein of 362 amino acids. Gene Ontology annotation, molecular function: protein binding. Gene Ontology annotation, biological process: embryo development. The record is from RefSeq and is a predicted model, not a curated record. The transcript has 3 exons. NCBI's taxonomy places the organism in Eukaryota, Metazoa, Nematoda, Chromadorea, Rhabditida, Rhabditidae.
AUGAAAUUCCCAACUUAUCCAUCUGUUGUCCGUAAAGAGAUCCUGCUAGAAAUGCAGAUUCACGAGUUAUUCCUCCUUUCUUUAACAUCCAAAAAUGCUCGAAAAAUAGUCAGUACUAAAAAAUUCAAAUCGACUGGAACUUGUUUCGAUUUCUCGAAAUAUUCUGGAAUUUCAACAUUGGUUUUCGAAGAAUGGACCGAAGACAUCGAUGUGGUGAGGUGGGCGUUCAGAAAACCCCCAGUUUCAGAAGAGACUCUGAGCGCGGAAAUUCUAAAUAUCCCAGGAAUUGAUUCGCCGUGCAGAAUCACUAUAUCUCCUUAUUCUGGAAUCCCAACUAUUUGGUGUAGUUCUCGUCUCAAAAAAGUGUUUCCAUCUUUCAUUCAUCGAUAUUUCUGUGGCCUAUUCAAUGUUCCAAGCGAUGUUCAAAUGGUGAUGGAUCUUAAGCAUCUACACAGUUUACCCAACACCGAAUUCGUGAAGAAUGUGAGACUAAUAGGAUCUGAAACAAAUGCGAAGCUUGUGAAUUCUUUCUUUGGUGCCGUUCCCGUUUCAUAUUGUGCAAUCUUAGACACUAAAAUUCGUGGCGACUUGAAUAUGGAUUCAAGUCUUCUCAAGGUUGAGAAUAUUUGUUUACGCAAUGCACAAACUUUUAAUAUCGAACAUCUUCUUCGAUUCGAGGGAAAGCAUGCAUUUCUAUCCCAGUCUCAUUUGACGGUCCAAGAGAUUGUUCGUUUUAUCCAACACUGGAUUGAUGGAUUUGGAUUACAAAACUUGGAGACGCUCGUCAUAUUUUCACGAGCGGUAGAUAACUUUUCUGAAAGCAUUCCAGAAGAAAUCGAAUUGAAGCCAUGGGAUUCGGCGAAGAGACCAUCCGGUUUUUAUAUAAGAUCUGCAAUGCGUGAUUUCAUGGGAUUGAGCCCUUUGCUUCAGGAUUGCUCGGAAGCACAAGAUGUUGAGAGAAAUGAGGAUGGAUUAUUGGCCACUGUAUUGUUGGGUAACAACACUUUUAUGUUCAACGUUUGGAGAGAUACAGAUCCGAAAGGUCCAUUUCAAGGAGACAAUGAAUGGAUUCGACGAAGAAUUCGUUGA